Prunus armeniaca (apricot) is the source of this 849-nucleotide messenger RNA. Lineage: Eukaryota; Viridiplantae; Streptophyta; Magnoliopsida; Rosales; Rosaceae. The record is from the annotation of a GenBank genome assembly.
AUGAAGAGGAACAUGAAACGCACUUGCAAGUUGAAAAAGCGUGAUCAAAUACUUAUGCACUUUGAGCAGGCUAUGAAAUCUUAUUCCAUUGCUGAGUUUGAUUGUCAUUUUCGAAAGAUCAAGAGAAAGGAACAUCUUGCUCAAUAUCUUGACCAGGCCGGGUUACAUAAGUGGUCUAUAGCUCACAUGGAUGGAUGCCGCUACAAUGUAAUGACAACAGAUAUUGCGGAGUCAAUAAACUCAGUCCUUAGGUUUACAAGGAUGCUGCCGGUGGUUCAUUUGAUAGGGGAAAUUAUUAAUCACCUUGUGAAAUUUUUCACCGAAUGUCGUGAGUUGGCUAUGAAUUGCACGACAACAUUGUGCCCCAAUUUUGGUGAGAAGAAGUUGAGGAAUAGGUUGGAGGAUGCUGCAAGGAUGAAUGUCGUUAAACUAAAUAACGUACACUUUAAUGUUUUGGAUGGCCUUGUGGAUUUGACAAACAACAGUUGUAGUUGUAGAAAGUUUCAGCUUGAGCAACUACCUUGCAAGCAUGUAGUUGCAGUUUGCCACUUCUUGAAACUAAAUGUAUACUCGAAGGCUUCUCGGUAUUACACUCGGAAUACCAGGUUGGAUGCUUAUUUGGAUAGCAUCUACCUGGUACAGCCUCAUGCAAUGUGGGUUAUUCCUGAACAUGUUCGAAGUCGAGUUGUGCUGCCUCCCAUGGCAAAGGUCAUGCCAGACAGACGAAAGAAGCUAAGAAUUCCCUCGCAAGGAGAGGGCACCAUUACAAGAAAGUGCUUAAGGUGUGGUUCCAUAGGCCACAAUAAAAUCACCUGUAAAAACAAUAUUCCACUGCACAAUGUAUCUUAG